Messenger RNA from Nerophis lumbriciformis (worm pipefish), 1185 nucleotides. NCBI's taxonomy places the organism in Eukaryota, Metazoa, Chordata, Actinopteri, Syngnathiformes, Syngnathidae. The record is from RefSeq and is a predicted model, not a curated record.
AUGGACAGCGAGGGCAGGAAAGUGGUGGUCUGCGACAACGGGACGGGGUUUGUCAAGUGUGGCUUUGCGGGCUCCAACUUCCCGGACCACAUCUUCCCCGCCAUGGUGGGUCGCCCGGUCAUCCGGUCAACCACCAAAGUGGGCGACAUCGAGAUCAAGGAUCUGAUGGUGGGCGACGAAGCCAGCGAGUGCCGCUCCAUGCUGGAGGUGUCGUACCCCAUGGAGAAUGGAAUGGUUCGCUGCUGGGACGACAUGCUUCACCUGUGGGACCACACCUUUGGAACAGAGAGGCUGGACAUCGAGCCUUCUCAGUGCAAGAUCCUGCUGACGGAACCGCCGAUGAAUCCCACGAAGAACCGUGAGAUGAUCACUGAGGUCAUGUUCGAGAAGUACGGCUUCCACGGGAUAUACGUGGCCAUUCAAGCUGUGCUAACGCUGUACGCUCAGGGUUUGCUGACCGGGGUGGUUGUCGAUUCGGGCGACGGCGUCACUCACAUUUGUCCGGUGUACGAGGGCUUCUCCUUGCCGCACCUGACGCGCAGGCUGGACAUCGCCGGGCGUGAUAUUACGCGUUAUCUCAUCAAGCUGCUGCUCCUGCGCGGCUACGCCUUCAACCACUCGGCCGACUUCGAGACGGUUCGCAUGCUGAAGGAGAAGCUGUGCUACGUCGCGUACAACAUCGACCAGGAGCAGCGUCUCGCUACGGAGACUACAUACCUAGUGGAGUCCUACACGCUACCCGACGGCCGGCAGGUCAUGGUCGGGGGCGAGAGGUUCGGCGCCCCGGAAGCCCUCUUCCAGCCUCACCUGAUCAACGUGGAGGGGGCGGGCGUGGCCGAACUGCUCUUCAACACCAUCCAAGCGGCCGACAUUGAUCUCAGGGCGGACUUCUAUAAGCAUAUUGUCCUCUCCGGUGGGAGCACCAUGUACCCUGGACUCCCAUCCAGACUGGAGCGAGAGAUCAAGCAGCUUUACUUGGAGAGGGUCCUGGACGGAGACACGCAAAAAUUGGCUAAGUUCAAGAUCCGGAUCGAGGACCCGCCUCGCCGCAAACACAUGGUGUUCCUGGGCGGCGCAGUGCUAGCCAACAUCAUGAAGGACAAGGAAUCCUUCUGGCUGAGCAAAGCCGAGUACCAGGAGAGCGGCCUCGGCGUGCUACAGAAACUUGGAGGUGGUGUUAGAUGA